UGUAUCUUCAUGGCAUGUUUCAUUACUGGAAAUGUUUCAGCUGUGAAGUAGAAGAAAGUCGAGAAGUGGGAUGUGUGGAGGUCACAGCGCGGCGACGACUCAGAGUGGAAAACGGCAGCAUUACAGCAUCAGUCCAGAUUAAAAGUUGUUGAGUUUCACUUUCCAGUCGUCAGAAAUGAGGCUUUCGUCAGUUUAAUGUCACAGGUGGAAGGAAGCGCAGGCAGAGCUCGGACACGAUGGAGACAGAAAUACUGAAAAUGAUCUGCGCCAAUCAAGGAGCAGUCAACACUGAGGAUUUAGUAUAUAAUCUGUUUUCCGGCGAUCCUAAGAAGUUGUCGGAGAUCAUUUGUAACCAAGAGAAAUUUGUUUCGUGUUGUCCAAACGGACAGCCGAAGGUGGUGGCCAGGACCCGCCUGAGACUUUGCAAAGUGAAAGACUGUCUGGGGAUAUGCAGGGGUCUGCACCUGUGCAAAAACUUCCUCUUCAGCGGAUUCUGUCAGUUCACUCAGCUCAGGAGGGGCUGCUGCUUCUCCCAUGAGCUGACCUCUGAUCGUAACCAAAGACUUCUGAGGCAGCAUGAGCUGGAGAGCCUGAGCCGAGAAGAGCUGUGCACCCUGCUGCUGCAGAGUGACCACACACUCCUUCCUGAUAUAUGCUACGACUACAACAAUGGUGUUGGGCUGUUCGGCAGGUGUCAGGAUGGUGAUGGUUGCAGGAGGCUCCACAUCUGUGAGAACUACAUCAGCCGUGAAUGCAGCUGCUGGAAGAACCACGAUUUUACUGCUCCACAGCCAUUCAAAGCUUUGCAAGCUAGAGGCGUACCUGACACACUCUUUCAGUCCUUGAAGGCUGCUUAUUCAAAUAAACAGGCUUUGAGGCUGGCUGGAGUCAGUGACCAUGGCCAACAAAGUCAGAGAGGCAGAGGGAGAGGUGGCCAUCAGCUCAGCAGGGGCUUUAGGGGAAACAGAGGAAACCACAGCAGCCGCCAAGAUCUGCAUCGAGCCCGUUCACUUAGUGACAUUGCUGCAAACAUUGAUGGUUUUGACCUGUACUCCAGCAAUGGACUGAAUGAAAGCGACGAUGAAAACUCUCCCACCAGUGACAUCAUUGUGGCCGCUACCAGGAACAGGGGCAACCAUCAGCGUUUUCAUAAUGCUCGUUCCUUAAGUGACAUUCACGCUGCUGUCAGUGAUGUAGCUGCUAAAGGCGGAGAAUGCCAGAACAAUAGACAGAGGCCUGCCAGAGAUAAAACAGAGAUCUGCAUGUACUUCAUUAAAAGUCACUGCAAACAUGAUGAUCGAUGUUUUAAAGCUCAUGACAAGAUGCCGUACCGAUGGCAGGUCCAAGAGGGACACCAGUGGACUGAUUUGCCCGAUAAUGAGACAAUUGAGAGAGACUACUGUGACCCCAGUAACUCAUACAGUAGCACCAGCCCAGCCGUGCACUUUGACACGAUGACCUGUGGACAGAACAAAGUACGUCGACUCUCGACAGAAAACUCGGUGAUUGAGCCGACCUUCAUCCACACCACCGAGUGGCUUUGGUACUGGCAGGAUGAGUUUGGGAGGUGGAACAUGUUUGCAUCCGCUACUAGUGGACAUAAAGCAGCAGACAUCAACAGCACAAAGCUGGAGAAGUUGUUCCUGGGCAAUAAUAAAGACGUUGUGGAGUUUACUGCUGGUUCACACUCGUAUUCACUCAGUUUCCAGGACAUGAUGCAGACAAACAAACUUACUGGCAUGAAGACGCUUGUGUGCAGACGGCCACGGUUUGUCUCUGCUGUAGAUGUCCUAACAAAGAAAGUCAGAAGGCCUGUGAUUCAAAAUGUCGGCCCAAUACCGGACAACUGGGAGAAGAAACAGAUCCCUGAAACAGGAUAUUCGCGGAUCUCCCUCCAAAGCAGCUCAGGAGAAUUUAAGGAGGUUGAAGCUCUUUUCUGUAAAACCAUGAGAAACUUUGAUAUCGUCAACAUUGAGAGAAUUCAGAACCAAAGUCUUUGGGAGGCCUUUCAGUUUUUCCUAUCUCCUAUUUCAAGGCAGAAGAAUCAGAUGAGGACCAAAAACCGAGGGAGAGAUGUGCCUGAACUACGGCUUUUUCAUGGCACUGACUCCAAAUCUGUAAACACCAUCUGCCACAACAACUUUGACUGCAGAACUCAUGGAAUGGCUUAUGGCAAAGGUAGUUACUUUGCCCGCGAUGCCAAAUAUUCCCACGACCACACCGGUGACACUGACGUCAGAGCCAUGUUCAUCUCACGGGUGCUGGUGGGAGACUACACCAAAGGGUCCUUCGAUUAUUGCCAACCUCCUUCAAAAGACGGAGGGGACAUAAACCUCUAUGACAGCUGUGUAGAUGAUGUAAUGGACCCCACCAUAUUUGUGGUGUUUGAGAAGCACCAGAUCUACCCCGAGUACCUGAUACAGUACAAUUAGACAGACGUGUACUGGUGACCGAAACCAGCUACGCUAUCAGCUUACCAACCCAGCACAGUUUCUUUCAUGGUGAGACAAAUGUAAGCACUUUGAGUACUCUGUGUAGAAAAGAGAUAUGAGAACCACACCAUUUCCCAUUAAGCAUUUAGCAAUGUUGGUAAAAAUGUGUGAAUUGUUCUGGGAAAUACUUGGUAAAACUAUUUUAGGUUUAUUCAAAUGAUGAAAAUGCUGAAUAAGCAAGUUUCUUUUGUUUGUUUUGAUGCUCAAACUUUUUCAACCCCAUCAAAUGUAAAGUGAUUUUUAAAAGAAGAAAAAUUUCCACAAAUCACAAACAUUUCCAGUCAGUUUGUCUCAUGUGCAAAAGAUGCACAUAAAAACAGGCUGGCACAAUCCCAUUUGCUGAGGUGUCUUUAUAGAAAGUACACUAACUUUUAUACAAAAUGUAAUAAUGACAUUUUGUAUAAUGUUCUUAAUGAUCUUAGCAUAUAUCUGUAUGUAUCUCCUUAAUGGUGGGCCAAUCUAAAGAAAUCUUUUUCAACAACAUUGCAGUUAUUAACAUCUAUAUCUUUUUUAAGCCAUGUCUUUAAGUUUUCAUAUUCAUCGCCCUGAGAAUGCGAUGAUGUCUCCGUUUGUUUCCAGUGUGACAACAUAUGUUGCCUGUACAAAACUUGACAGUCACUGAAAUUUGUAUCUGCUAAGGAAUUUUGUUAUACUCCAGAUAAUUACAGAAUGAAGAAUUUUACAAAGCACUGCAGGCUUAGCAAAAACCGCCCAUAGGACAGGUUUAUGCGAGUAAUAUAAAUAUGCCGCAGCGUGCUAACCAUAUCGGAAGAAAAGCCUGAGUGCUUUCCUCAUGAUUAUCUCGGGAAGUUUUAUACGUCAUCCACGUUUAGUGGUUAUCAUACGAAAGCAUCGUACCUAAAACAUAUCAAAUAAUAAUAAAGGAUAACGUUGGAGGCGAUUAGAGCCUCAGAUUCUCGUAAGGAUUUGUCCAAGACACAUGACGGACUACGUGUUGGUGCCUGAUGAUAGCUGUGCUGUUUUAGACGAUGUCAGCAGCAAGCAGGGACCAACUUCUGGGAACACGUGUAGAAACAAACAGCGGCAGUGUGCUAUACUCACUGCUCUGUGCUCGGAAAAGCUUGAGAAAAAAGAAACUGAAAAACUUGGACCUUCUAGUCCAGCGGUCCCGAACCUUUUUUACACCACGGACCGGUUUAAUGUCAGACAAUAUUUUCACGGACCGGCUUUUAAGGUGUCGCGGAUAAAUACAACAAAAUACAAUGACACGACCAAGACGAAAACUGUGGUAUUUUGUAAAUAUAAUA
Molecule: messenger RNA, 3760 nt
Organism: Oreochromis aureus
Lineage: Eukaryota; Metazoa; Chordata; Actinopteri; Cichliformes; Cichlidae
Product: protein mono-ADP-ribosyltransferase PARP12-like
Exons: 13
Coding region: 237-2432 (731 amino acids)
Molecular function (GO): NAD+ poly-ADP-ribosyltransferase activity; metal ion binding
Source: RefSeq, a predicted model, not a curated record